Messenger RNA from Neolamprologus brichardi, 2154 nucleotides. RefSeq names its product NACHT, LRR and PYD domains-containing protein 1b allele 3-like. The record is from RefSeq and is a predicted model, not a curated record. Lineage: Eukaryota; Metazoa; Chordata; Actinopteri; Cichliformes; Cichlidae. Gene Ontology annotation, biological process: regulation of apoptotic process.
CACUAGGCGGGACUAUUCAUUUCCGGAGUUUUUGAAGAACUGGAAAAGAUUACAAACGUGUAUGUCUUUACCUGAGUAGCGUCGAUAGAGUCACUAGGACUUUUUAACUUUAUUUAUUUAAUUAUUUGAAUCGAAUAAGGAAAUGCCAGAUUGGAUUUAAAACGGGACCUUCAACAGCAGAAGGGGAAAACUACAAGAGCGAAAAAGGUCAUGAAGGAAUAAUUCAAAACAUCUGACAGGAAGCAGUGAAAACCAAGACGAGAUAAAACGCAGUGUUACUGGAAAAAUGGAUAUACCAUUAAACACAAGAUUAAGGAGCAAAAGCUUGAGUGAGAUUGAGAGCACUAAAGAAAAAGAAGACUCAGAUGUUAGUAUACAUCAUUCACCAACCCGGCAAUGUUAAAUCAUCAUGUAGGAGAUUCUGGAAUACAAGAAAUGUUACGAAGAAGAAAAAGGAGGAUGUCAAUGGAUGUAAUUCCUCGUGUUAAACACAAGAAAACGCAGACAGAAAUAACAGGAAGCUUCCUUUCUAACACUCGUGAACAUUGCGUAUACAUGCCUACAUGGGAAAUAAGUGAAACAUUUCCAUCUCCAGAUCCAUCUCCAGGUGAUGUUGAUCAUAUCAGAAGAGCUCCAAAAUCAAGUCACUCUAAAUAUCCUCCUUCCUGCUCCUUUUCUGUGACUUCUUUUGUUGACGAAUCAGCAGCAGGUAGCAGCACUGCAAAUCCUGAGAGUGAAGAAAUCGUGACACACAGUAUUAUGAAGUUAGAAGCCAUGCCAUACGAUUAUAAACCUUCAGGAACAUCUGGAUCUAGUGGGCUGUCCAGCAGGUCCUGCCUCUUGCCUUGUUCUCACAGCAUGGUCUCACUGAGCAAAAUACCUCGUGAAAAGAACAACUUUACACAAGUAAACAGCUCACCUGAUACGCUGUUAAAUGAGUUUACACCAGUUAUCAGUGAUGAUUUUGAUGAUGAAAACUACACGUUCCAGUGCUCCUGUCCAGGCCUGUACCAGUGCAGUGUGACCGGCCUGGUGUUUUUAAUGAAGGCAGAAGGAGACGUGGUUUACAGGACUGUCCCGUGGAACAGGAAGCUGCUGGCCCAACACCGCAAGAAGCCUGCAGGACCCCUGUUUGACAUCAAAUGUCAGCAGCAGUCUGUGUGUCAGCUUUGUCUCCCACACUGUGAGGUCAUCUCCACAGGUGGAGGUCAGUUCUUGCAGGUCGCUCAUGUGAAUGAUGAGGGCAUCGAGUUCAUCACCCCUCAGCGGAUAACAGAAAGUCACGUUGUUAUAAACAUCACAGGGUUUUCUGGUUACGGUAAUGUCAAGGAUGAAGACUCUCCUCCUGACCCAGUCCAAGCUUUGGUUCUGCUCUUCUACAAACCCCCAGUUGAUCUUGACCUCAGAUCUUUCCUCAAUGUAUUGUUGCUUCCAAGGAACGUCGUGAUCCGUGACGUACAGCGCACCAGGAGGAAACUAAUUGGAGAUGAGAGGUACAUAGAUACACCUCCUCACUGCAAACUGCAUCCAAAGCAGGUUUACACUCUGUCUGCUGUUCCUGAGGAUGAUCUGAUUAAAGUUCAACCAACAGAAGCUGAUUUUGAUGAUGAGUACCACGACAGCUACUUUACGUCUUUCCAGGUGAUUUUAAGAAUAGUCUUCAGAGAUAUUAGCCUGAGUCUGAAAGAAAAGAGCAGCUCCACCUGUGUUUGGGAAAGAGAUCUAUGUAUUUUCUCCCCUACAGUGGGAACUAUAAAUCUUCCUCCUUCUGAGAGGCUGUUAAACACACGAAGCUGCUUCAUUGAAGGGAUAUCAGAACCUAAUCUCAACAGCCUGAUCGACAAACUGCUGGGGAAAAAGGUGAUAACUGAAGCAGAGAGGGAGGCAGCAGACACGAAGCAAAACAGAGGGAAAAAGGCUCGUUUUGUUAUCGACACUGUGAGGAGUAAAGGUGCUGCUGCCAGUUCAAAGUUGAUAAACAUUCUCCGUGAGCUUGACAGAAUCCUCUUUGAGCACCUCGGGUUAAACUGAACAGAUUUUUUUUGUAGCAUUUGUGGGGAGAAAGUGAAGCAAUUACCUGCAUGUGUGUAAAUGGUAAAAUUGCCUGUAUUUGUAUAGCGCUUUACUAGUCCCUAAGGACCCCAAAGCUCUUUA